This is a messenger RNA of Lactuca sativa (garden lettuce), 1923 nucleotides long. RefSeq lists its product as uncharacterized. The record is from RefSeq and is a predicted model, not a curated record. Lineage: Eukaryota; Viridiplantae; Streptophyta; Magnoliopsida; Asterales; Asteraceae.
CUAUGGAUAUCACAAAAGAGAGAGAAGAUAUAGCAGAAAUUAAUCAUUUUAGUCAUGAAAACCAUCCAUUAAAGCUUGUAAACUCAGAGAUGAUUGUAAAUGCUGCUUUGGACAAUCGUGGUGGUGGUGUAAUAGGUUGCUAUGCAUGUCAUAAACCUAUAUCAUCACGUGGUUUUGCAUAUGGUUGCAUCCAAUGUGGUCACUUUAUGCAUAAGGCAUGCGCACAACUUCCGCUCACCAUCAAUCUGCCUUCAUUAUAUGAGCAUCCUCUAACACUAUUCAAUUUCGGACCUACAACAUUCAAAUCUUGGUUUUGUGAUGUUUGCUGUAGUCUAAACCAAUUUAAGGGGUUUUGUUAUAACUAUGGAAAACCUGAGGACAACAUUAACUUUAAUGCUUGCAUCGACUGUUGCGUUGUUGAGAUUGCUCGCAAAGAGGAAGCUGAUGCUAUGAAGAAGGAGACAAGGAUGAAGGUCAAACAUGAAGGCCAUCCACAACACACUUUAACCCUACAGUUAAAACCAGCUGCAUUCCUUUGUGAUGCUUGCAAUUCUAAGGAUGAAGGCUUGUUUUAUAUUUGCGACAAUUGUGGGUUUUGGAUCCACAAGACUUGUGCUUCCUUAGCCCCUACCAUCCAUCUACCCCAUCACCCUGAUCACCCACUCAUACUGGUCUAUUCUCUUCCAGAAAAAUUCUAUAAAUUCGCUUACUAUUGCGAAUUUUGCAAGAUUUACAUCCGAAGAUACGAUUGGUUGUACCAUUGUGAAAACUGUAGAUAUUUUUCCCACAUCAAAUGUGCCUUAAAUGCAAAUGCAGGGACACCUUCUACUCCAGGAGAUGGUCCAAGUACUUCCAUUGCGGAUGAAGAGGUAGAUAAUCUGUUGCAAUUUCCCAUGUCAAAUGCGUUUACAGAUCCACUGAAACUGCUACAUUCUGGAAUGAUAGCACCAGAUGAUGAUGAUGAUCAGAAAACUAUGGUUAACCAUUGGAGUCAUUGUCAUCCAUUAAUCCUUCAAGCUAACAUGUCUGGCUGUAGUAGUGAUCGAUUAGAGGUAUGUCGCGGGUGUGUACGACCCCUCUCCCUUCCCUACUACAGUUGCAAAUCAGAUGGAUGCUCAUUCACUCUCCACAAAUAUUGUGCCGAGUUACCCCUCAAAUUAGAACAUCAGCUUCAUCCAGCUCAUUCACUUUACUUGGAGUUUCGACAAGGGUCGUACUAUGCAUGUCAUGGUUGUCUUAGCUAUGGAAACAAUUUUUUUUACAACUGCCAAACUUGCAAGUUCUACCUCUGUGUCAACUGUGCAUUUCUACCCAAAAGUAUCAAACAUAAAUCCCACAAGCAUCCUCUUAUCCAAGUUAUUGAUCCCGAACCUCUUUGUAAAGCGUGCAACAAAUGGUCUGAUGGGAUGAGUUAUGAUUGUAAGGCUUGUAACUUCAUAUUAGGAAUGGAAUGUGCAACGAGGUUACCGAAUUCCAUUUCUCAUAGGUAUUGCAAAGGACAUAAAAUCCCAUUGAUGUAUCCUCCAAUCAUGGAUCAUCCUGAAGAUUUCUUUUGCGAUAUAUGUGAGACGGAAAUGCAUCCCAAGUUCCCCAUGUAUUAUUGUCAAAAAUGCAAAAAUUCUUUUCACCCUGGAUGCAUUAGUGGGUUCGACUAUUAUGAAAACAUGGUGUUCGAGGUCAGCAGAAAUGUUUCCUAUCACAAACAUCCAUUAACAUAUGUUCGAAGAAAAAGAACCCCCAAGUAUGUGUGUUCUAAUUGUAAUUGUGAUAUUAACAGUUGUUUGGUUCUUGAAUGUCGGGCAAAAGUUUGUAAUUUCAAUAUAUGUUAUAAAUGUCAUCUUAAUAAGUAGUGAUACACUGUUAAUCAUGUAAUAUGAUUUGGAAGUAACUAAGGGGUAUGGUCAUUGUUUCUAUAAGUUAUUU